Molecule: messenger RNA, 5633 nt
Organism: Drosophila miranda
Lineage: Eukaryota; Metazoa; Arthropoda; Insecta; Diptera; Drosophilidae
Exons: 2
Coding region: 763-1098 (111 amino acids)
Source: RefSeq, a predicted model, not a curated record
CUGACGGCAGAGGAGAGGUAUCAAAGGUUAAAGGAUACUCCAUAGGAUUUCUUCUUGAAGAUACUUACAAUGCGGAACAUGUUGAAGAAGAAUUGGUUGUGGAAUUUGAGGUUCUUGUAACUUGCGUGGAUGUCGGAUGACUGUUGAUGUUUGACCCUCCGCUUGGGCUCUUUAAAUAGUCAAAAAAGACAUCUCGGAACAAAGUCAUUUGAUCAGCGCCACGCGACAAACGAGUUUCGCCCACAAAAGAGUUCCGAUCCGAUCCGAUCUGUUGUUUCCUUCCGUUUCGUUGGGCUUUGAUCUGUUUUCCCGCCCAAAAGGUGAUCUUCGACAUAAACGUUCCUUUGUCAUGCCGUUUAGGCAUAAUCCCCUUUCAAUAUCACCUCGCAAUUGUCUGUCUGUCCGCGUGUGGAGUCUCUCGAAGGUAUUGAAAGGCAUUGUCAUUAUAUCGAUCGCCGGCUUCACGUGAGCCGUUCGAAGACGCCGAUGACCGUUGAGAACCAAGGCCGUGAAGACGAUGGGGAGUCUGGUGUGUGUGAAUACACCUUCGGAUUAAUCGACAGAUAAAUCUAUUCGCACAAUUAAACCAAAGAAUUAAGAUACAAAACACAAUUAAACUGGUUUGUGCGUGCAGCCAGAAGACACAUUUUUGGCCAUAUAUAAUCCCCGAUAUGAGGCUAAGUCAACAACAGUCAACAGACCUCUACACAAGUGACAGCAGCUCUUCUAACUUGAGUCUUCAAUAUCCCCAAACAUUCCAACAUGUUCCGCAUUUGUGCUCUGAUCUUCGCUCUGGUGGCCGUUGCCUCGGCUGCUCCUUCUCCAGGAUAUCUGGAGUACCCCUCCGCGCACUCCCACUACGGAGUGGCUGUGGCCCCGGUGGUCAAAGUGGUGCCCGUCGUGAAGCAGGUGCCUGUCGUGAGCCACGUCCCAGUCGUGAGCCACGUCCCGGUCGUGAAGCACGUGUCCGUGGUGCAGCACGUUCCCGUUCUGAAGUCCUACUCCCCAGUGGUCCACCAGGCAGUCUAUGCUCCAUCGUAUGCUCACUCCUACGGAGUGCCCUCCUCCUACGGCCAUCAGAUCUACCACCGCCAAUGAAAGUACCCCUAACAUCGAUUAGAACUGAAUAAACGAUCUACAAUUAACAUGAAAACGGGAAUAUACUUUAUUCUUGUGCAUCUUCCGAGAGUCUAUCUACACUUUCUCAUGGAUCUGCAUCUAAAAGCUGAAGAAGCAAUCUUCAAAGCCAUUGAAAACACUCUUCAGAUGCAUCUCUUGAAGUUCUUCCUCCCCAUAAGCCAUUAGUUUCUAUUACAGAUUUUCGUGUUCUUCGCACAAUCCAUAAACGCGAAAAAUAUCUGGCACACAAAUGUGUUUUUGUAGAAGCUCUAGUUUUAGUUUUUGUUUUUGUUUCUCUUUUGGGGAAUGAUAAAAGCCAAAUGUGCCUGGCGUUCCAGGCACCCAGCGGAUGGGAAGAUACACAAAACGCUAAAGAUACGGAUGCAACUGCUGCACGGCGGCAUGGAAUGGCAUGGAAUGGCAUUUGGCAAGAAGCUGUUCACAAAAUUGACUCUUUGCAAGUGAUUGAAAGUGAUUAAUGAGGCGAAGGCGAGGGAGAGCGGGAUGGAGGCGGAAGGAGUAGAAGACGGGGAGCACGUUGAGUGCACUCCAUGUGGCGUAUCUUUAAGAUACAUUUUGAACGGUAGUUAAAAAUCUUCUGACCAACACGCAAAGAAGGAAAAGAGUCUGAAUCUCUGGCAAAGUGAAAUGUCUGCCGUUGGCAUUGAAAACAAAAAAAAAAAAGAAAAACUUCUAUAAAAUGAAAAGCUCUUUGGCCCCUGCCGCCCCGCUACUGCGAUUUUCCAACGUUUACCUCCCCCCCCGUCCCCCACCGCUCCCCCCUUGGAUUUUCUCUGGCUGCUGGUGCUGCUGACCCACAUUUUGGCAGACAGAAAAAUUUAUUUGCCUUGGCUUUGGGCUCUAAAGAAUUGUUAACAACAAUUUAGUAGCUCUUCCACUUGCCCACUCCUCCCCUCUCCCGCUCCCCCUCUCUCUCUCUUGUCUGCUAAGUGUAUUUUAUUGUUUGCCAAUUGCUGUGUCUGUUGUUGUUGUUGUUGUCUUGUUAACGCUUUUUAUAGCCCGCUUUUUGCUUUUCGGCCAACUCUAUUUGUCGAGAGUCUUUCUCUCUGGCUACAGGCUGCCGCUGCCACUACCGCUGCCUCAGUGUCUCUCUAUGCAGAUGUAUCUUUCAGAUACAUUCAUUAACUUGUUUGCAGUUACAGUUGCAAUGUGCCCCUCCCUCCACUCCACUCCACUCGCCUCCUCCUCCUCCUCCUCUUUCGAGGUGAUUUAUGCUUUGUCCAGCUUUUGUUUGUUGUAUAUUUAGACAUUUCCUAUAUGUUGUCACCUCAAUUUUUUCUUCUCUUUUCCUUUUUGUACACUUUUUUGUAAUGCCCGCGCACUUGCUCAACUUUUCUGUGGAUUGUGUUUGAUAUACCCUGCACAGUAGAGGGCUUACCGCUGAGCAGGCGAUGUUUGUGGCACAGAGAAACGAGAACCCAGAGUUCUUCAGUCUUCUGUGCCUCGACAACAACGUUUGGACUGAUUAAAUUGGCUUUGAAAUGCAAAUAAAGAGGAUAUUGAAAACAUAAUGAUAAGAUAUCGUAUGCAUGAUCGUAUAUAGCAGCGUUUCGAUAAGAAAUAUCGGGGUUUUUUUUUUGUACGGAUAUAAAAUCGAGCUAAGAAAAUGUCUAUCCAUAUCAGAUUACUAUUUCAUAUAGGAACAAUCGAUUACUCUUUAUGGGUAAAACUUUAUUUUGUUGUAAAGGAAUACGUCUCACGCGGUCAUGCAGCGGCUCCCCUCGGUUGGUUGGACUGCAUUACCGGCUGGCUUGAGGCUUGGUGUCUCUUCGAUCACUAGGAAUCUCCUAGGGUAUCCAUUGGUUCGGCCACCAAACGUAUCUUUUCUUGUGUUAAUUUUUUGUAACUUUUUUUUGGGUUAAUUAAAAAACACAGAGGCAAUUGUGCAGUUAUGACUGGAGACUAGACUAGAGACUAGAGAGUGGACACUGAAGAGAGAGAGAGAGAGGGAGUGGGGCUUGAAAGGGGGAAGCAUUUUGAAUGUGUGAACAUGGAAGAUAAACCCACUCUGCCACUCACUCCGCUGCACUCCACUCCCUUGCACUCCACUCCCCUGCGAGCAGCGAACAUCAUUUCGUUAUGAACCAUGAAUAUGAAUAUGAAUAUGCAUUGGCGCUUGAUGGGGAUGGCUAUGGGCCGGAGCCCAAGAAGAAGUUGAAGGCGUGUCCCCGCAAUUAGUUUGAAGCCCAGGCCCUUCGAUGAUGCCCUGAGGGGCAUUUUGGCACGUUGUCAGAAUGAAGAGAGGGCCAGAGUGGGCGGAAGAGUGGACUUCAAUCAGGGAAUGGGACUGCGAAGGGGGAAAACUAGUUUCCUCCAGAGUAGAGGAGCAGAUCCUUUUCCAUCCAUCCCAACAUUCGGCUCUCUCUCUCUCUCUGUGAUCUGCUUUCCUCUCUCCUGUGGGGGAACCCCUCCCUGUGGGGCUCGUGUUGUGCUCUAACAAUCCAUCUGUGUGUGCCCCAAGUUUAGAGGCGGCUGCCACUCCAACUGGUUCUUUGUCAUCCAUCUGCCUGUUGCGGCUUACAAAUAAGGGAAAAACUUGUCAGCCUCUGCCGCAGCCACAGCGCGUUUUCCCCCGCUCCGGUGGGAUGGCUUCUUGGAAAAUCCAGAGGCCAACGCGAAAGAAUCUCCUCUAUUUCCUUGGGAAAUAUCUGUGGCAUCUGAGAGUGCGCUGAAGAUUCUUCCUGCUCUCGUUUCCAUCUUCUGUUUCGAGUCGUUGUAUCAAUUUUUAAUGCUUUUCUAUGGCGUUGUCUGUUUCUCGCUCUGUGAUCUACUUCGAGUGCCUCAAGAGGAGCCUCUUUCGUUGCAUUUGGAGGCCCAGGCACGCGUGCGAAAUCGAUGCAGGAAAUCCGAUUUGUGGUAAAAGUUUUUUAUCUUUCUUUGCGCCACUCCACUGCACUGCACUCCCCCUCUGCCACGGGCAGAGCUCUUGCUCAUUUAACUUUUGCUUUACUUUAGUAAGCUGUCGUUUAAAGUUGUUUGAACUAAGCUGAAAAAUAUGUGCAUACAUCGGCUCCGCCGCGCCCGGGUCUUGUGUGGCUUCCACGAAAUCAAAGACCGCUCUGCGAGCAGUAGGAAGUAGCGGCAGGCGAGGCACCUCUGUGGCUAGUGCCACAAGGGUUGUCGUCGGGGUUAAUCGUUGGUAAACGCCUCGAGAGAGGUCAGUGGCUUACCAGGCGCCCACAGACCAAGGAUAUUUGAGCUGGCUCCGCCCAAGAACUAAUGGGGAGAUGAGGAGUGUUUUUACUGCAAAAGAAAUCGGGAAAUUCCAGUGGAUGGCGAGGGAGGAAAGAAAUAAUAUCUUAAGAGAUUCUUCUUUGGGAUCCAGAAGAUCCAUCUUCUUUGGAGAACUUCUAGCUCUAUCAAUGGAUACUUCUUUCGAUUUGAAACGUGAUCUUUUUGGAGAUCUUUGAUCCAACUUUGGCUCACUUUUGCCCCUAUAGAUCUGUGAUCUGUACUGUGGGUAUUUCUUCCAUCUAAAGAUCUCUCGUUCCCUGACGAUCUCUCUCUCUCUCAUUCACCUUUGGGUCUCUUUUCUCUUGGAGAUCCGUAGAUUCUUCGCGGUGAAGUUCUCUCUUUUCUUGUAGAUAUUUCUUCCUUCUGAUGCCCGCUUUUCUCUUGUAGAUUUCUUAGGCUUAGACUUUCAUUUCUUCCAUCGACCACUGCCUCCCUCCCCCCCUCAAAUCAUUGUACAGCUCCUCUUUCGCCUUUCGAACUCCAAUCAUCAUUAAAGCUAAAAGCCAAAAGAGCCUCCUCCUUCGACAAUCUGAUCGAUUUAUGCAAAUGAUACUCUAAUCUUUGGAGCCAGCUUUUCUCCACUUUCGUGUAAUCUGUGGAGCCAGCUUUUCCCCACUUUCCCAUCAAAGAAUAAAGACCAUUCGUCAUUGUGGCAAACAAAGAUCUUGAAGAGGAUUCCUCUCUCUCUCUCUCUCUCUCUCUCCCAUCGAUGGAUCGUCUAAUGAUGUUUACCCUCAUUUAUCCUGACUCCUGACUCCUGCCUCUGCGAUGCGGCUCAGAGGCAAGCUCAGGCGACGAUCUAUGAUUCUUGUGCCUCACCUCGAAGCUCUUCUUGUGAUUCCAUGCCGCACACUCCACGCUCCACAGUACAGACUCCACGCUGAGUGGGUGGCGGGAUCCUCCGUUAUGUGGAGAGGCAGAGGCUGAGGCAGAGGCCUACAGCUGCGAGAAAUUGCGGCUUCAACACUCGACACAACGUGGCUUAAUGUAAAGUGCCGCUAAAGUGUACGCGUGGGUGGGCCCCACAGACGAAGACUCCACUCCAGUCCACUCCUCUCCAGACUCUGUGCUUCAUUAACACCAAAAGACUUUUGCUUGACUUUGGGAUCGGAUCUCUUUCCUCCCCUCCUCCUCCCCCUCCUCCUUCUUCUUCUCUUUUUGUGGACGAUUAAUCUUAAACCAGAAGGAGCGCCGCCGCCACAGAGAGAGAGAUAGAGAGAGAGAGAGUGAGAGAUCUCUCUGCCAUAAUCCACGUUUUG